AUGUUCAGGCCCAACAAUAAGAUCAGUCUGUGGAGCAGAUGUGAGCGUGUGACUGAAGGAACUAAUGAAACAGGAAGUCAAACCCUCAUCAACAGGAUCUACACUGCGCUCCACAUCACAGGGGGACAGAGUGAAGAGCUUAAUACCCAACAUGAGGUGAGGCAGCUGGAGACAGCUUACAAGAUCAAGACCCUCCAGGACACUCCAAUCAAGUGCCACAACAUCUUUAAAGCCUUACCUGACCAACAGAGACACAUCAGAGUGGUUUUGAUGAAUGGUGUUGCUGGUGUUGGAAAAACCAUCUCAGUGCAGAAGUUCUCUCUGGACUGGGCAAAGGGCUUUGAAAACCAAGAUGUCAGUCUGCUGGUUCUGCUUUCGUUCAGGGAGCUGAACUUCAUCAAAAAUGAGCGUUACAGUCUUCUCAGGCUCCUCCAUAUUUUCCAUCCAACGUUACAGAAGCUCACAGCAGAGCAGCUUGCUGUCUGUAAAGUUCUGUUCAUCUUUGACGGCCUGGAUGAAAGCAGACUUUCACUGGAUUUCAACAACCGGAAGGUUGUGCCUGAUGUCACACAGAAGUCAUCAGUCAAUGUGCUGCUGACAAACCUCCUCCAGGGGAAUAAGGAGGAGUACUUCAGGAGGAGAUUCAGUGAUGAAGAACUAUCCAGCAGAAUCAUCUCACACAUUAAGAUGCCUAGGAGCCUCCACAUCAAGUCAAUAGAUAGUGGUCUGCAGGAGGUUUUAGAUCAACAUAAGAUCAGUCUGUGGAGCAGAUGUGAGCGUGUGACUGAAGGAACCGAUGAAACAGGAAGUCGAACCCUCCUCAACAACAUCUACACUGAGCUCCACAUCACAGAGGGACAGAGUGAAGAGCUUAAUACCCAACAUGAGGUGAGGCAGCUGGAGACAGCUUACAAGAUCAAGACCCUCCAGGACACUCCAAUCAAGUGCCACGACAUCUUUAAAGCCUUACCUGACCAACAGAGACACAUCAGAGUGGUUUUGACAAAUGGUGUUGCUGGUGUUGGAAAAACCAUCUCAGUGCAGAAGUUCUCUCUGGACUGGGCAAAGGGCUUUGAAAACCAAGAUAUCAGUCUGCUGGUUCUGCUUUCGUUCAGGGAGCUGAACUUCAUCAAAAAUGAGCGUUACAGUCUUCUCAGGCUCCUCCAUAUUUUCCAUCCAACGUUACAGAAGCUCACAGCAGAGCAGCUUGCUGUCUGUAAAGUUCUGUUCAUCUUUGACGGCCUGGAUGAAAGCAGACUUUCACUGGAUUUCAACAACCGGAAGGUUGUGUCUGAUGUCACACAGAAGUCAUCAGUCAAUGUGCUGCUGACAAACCUCCUCCAGGGGAAUCUGCUUCCCUCGGCUCUCGUCUGGAUAACUUCCAGACCUGCAGCAGCCAAUCAGAUUCCUCCUACAUGUGUUGACAGGGUAACAGAAGUCCGAGGCUUCACUGACGUUCAGAAGGAGGAGUACUUCAGGAGGAGAUCCAGUGAUAAAGAGCUUUCCAGCAGAAUCAUCUCACACAUCAAGACGUCCAGGAGCCUCCACAUCAUGUGUCAAAUCCCAGUCUUCUGCUGGAUCACUGCUACAGUUUUUGAGUGCAUGUCGACCACAGACCAGAGAGGAGAGCUGCCCAAGAACCUGACUGACCUCUACUCACACCUCCUGCUGGUUCAGAUGAUGAGCAAAAAAGAAAAGUAUGAUUGUGAAAAGAAGAAGAAGAAGGACAAAAACAAGACCAAGAGUCCACAGGAGCUGAUGAAGGCUAACAGGGAAUUUCUUCUGAAGCUGGGGAGGCUGGCGUUUGAACAGCUGGAGGAAGGAAACAUCAUAUUCUACCAGGACGAGGUGAAGAAGUGUGGUCUUGAUGUCACAAAUGACUUGCUGCACUCAGGAGUUUGCACAAACAUUUUCAGAGAAGAGGAAGUGCUCUUCAAGAAAAAUGUCUACUGCUUUGUUCAUCUGAGCAUUCAGGAGUUUCUGGCUGCAGUCUACAUGUACCACUGUUACAAAAAGAAGAAUAAAAAGGUGCUGAAUAACUUUCUGGGAAAAGACAACCAACACAGGGGCUCAAACCCAAAGUCUGCUCUCAAGAAGAUUUCUCAGAUUUUUGGAAAAAAUGACCUGUCUCUGGAUGACUUCCUGAUGGCAGCCAUGGAGAAAUCUCUCAAAAGUGAAAAUGGUCACCUAGACCUGUUUGUUCGCUUCCUUCAUGGCCUCUCUCUGGAGUCCAACCAUAGACUCUUAGGAGGCCUGCUGGGUAAGAGAGAGAACAGUCCAGAAACCAUCCAGAGAGCCAUCAACAACCUGAAGACAAUGAGCAGAGAUGAUAUCUCUCCUGACAGAAGCAUCAACAUCUUCCACUGUCUGAUGGAGAUGAACGACCAAUCAGUUCAUGAGGAGAUCCAUGAGUUCCUGAAGUCAGAGAACAAAUCAGAGAAGAGACUCUCUGAGAUCCACUGCUCAGCUCUGGCCUACAUGCUGCAGAUGUCAGAGGAGGUUCUGGAUGAGUUGGACCUGGAGAAGUACAACACAUCAGUGAAGGGACGACGGAGACUGAUCCCAGCUGUGAGGAACUGCAGAAAAGCUAGACUUACUGAUUGCGGACUCUCAGAGACUCACUGUGAAGUCUUGGCCUCAGCUCUGAAGUCCAACCCCUCCCAUCUGAGCGACCUGGACCUGAGUGGAAACAACUUACAGGAUUCAGGAGUGAAGCUACUGUCUGCUGGACUGGAGAGUCCACACUGUACACUGGAGACUUUGAGAUUGAUGGACUGCAGUUUGUCAGACAUCAGCUGUGCUUCUCUGGCCUCAGCUCUGAAGUCCAACCCCUCCCAUCUGAGAGAACUAGACCUGCGCUUCAACAAGCUGCAGGAUUCAGGAGUGAAGGAUCUGUGUGGUUUUCUGGAGAGUCCACACUGUAGACUGGAGAAUCUGGGGUUGAGUGGCUGCAGUUUGUCAGACAUCAGCUGUGCUUCUCUGGUCUCAGCUCUGAAGUCCAACCCCUCCCAUCUGAGAGAACUGGGCCUGAGUGAAAACAAGCUGCAGGAUUCAGGAGUGAAGGAUCUGUGUGGUUUUCUGGAGAGUCCACGCUGUAGACUGGAGACUCUGAGAUUGAAGGACUGCAGUUUGUCAGAGAUCAGCUUCACUUCUCUGGCCUCAGCUCUGAAGUCCAACCCCUCCCAUCUGAAAAAAAUGGUGCUCAGUGAAAACAAGCUGCAGGAUUCAGGAGUGAAGCUGCUGUGUGGUUUUCUGGAGAGUCCACACUGUAGACUGCAGAAUCUGAGAUUACGCUACUGCAGUUUGUCAGAGAUGAGCUUUACUUCUCUGGCCUCAGCUCUGAAGUCCAACCCCUCCCAUCUGACUGAACUCGACCUGAGCCACAGCAAGCUGCAGGAUUCAGGAGUGAAGCUGCUGUGUGGUUUUCUGGAGAGUCCACACUGUAGACUGGAGACUCUGAGGUUGAGUGACUGUAGUUUGUCAGAGAGCAGCUUCACUUCUCUGGCCUCAGCUCUGAAGUCCAACCCCUCCCAUCUGAGAGAACUGGAGCUGAGUAACAACAAGCUGCAGGAUUCAGGAGUGAAGCUGCUGUGUGGUUUUCUGGAGAGUCCACACUGUAGACUGGAGAAUCUGAGGUUGAGUGGCUGCAGUUUGUCAGACAUCAGCUGUGCUUCUCUGGUCUCAGCUCUGAAGUCCAACCCCUCCCAUCUGAGAGAACUCGACCUGCGCUUGAACAACCUGCAGGAUUCAGGAAUGAAGCUGCUGUGUGGUUUUCUGGAGAGUCCACACUGUAGACUGGAGACUCUUGGCUUGCUGGACUGUGGUUUGACAGCAAUCAGCUGUGCUUUUCUGGGCUCAACUCUGAAGUCCAACACCUCCCAUCUGAGAGACCUGGACCUGAGUGGAAACGACCUGCAGGAUUCAGGAGUGAAGCUGCUGUGUGGUUUUAUGGAGAGUCCACACUGUAGACUGAAAAUUCUGGGGUUGAUGGACUGCUUGUUGUCAGACAUCGGCUGUGCUUCUCUGGUCUCAGCUCUGAAAUUCAACCCCUCCCAUCUGAGAGAACUGGACCUGAGUGAAAACUACCUGCAGGAUUCAGGAGUGAAGGAGCUGUGUGAUCUAAUGAAGAGUUCAGACUGUAGACUGGAGACUCUGAGCUGGAAGUGA
This is a messenger RNA of Seriola dumerili (greater amberjack), 4167 nucleotides long. Its product is annotated as NLR family CARD domain-containing protein 3-like. The transcript is spliced from 12 exons. The record is from RefSeq and is a predicted model, not a curated record. Lineage: Eukaryota; Metazoa; Chordata; Actinopteri; Carangiformes; Carangidae. Gene Ontology annotation, molecular function: protein binding. Bases 1 to 4167 code for a protein of 1388 amino acids.